CACUUGAGCAAGUAAACCAGGUGCGGCGCAGACGCAGAGAGAAAGAAAGGAAGCAAGGGGAGGAACAGGAUCUAGGGGCUGCUAUGGCGUCGGCGGCGAGCAGGAAGGCGCCGUCGCUGGUGGUGGCGGCAAGCGUGGGCGCCGUGGAGGCGCUCAAGGACCAGGCGGGCCUGUGCCGCUGGGGCUACCCGCUCCGCUCGCUCUACCGCCACGCCGCCGCCGCGCCCAGGGUCCGCGCCCUGUCCGCCUCGCUCUCCGAGGCAGCGGCCGCCGCGGCUCCCCGACCGGCGCCUUUGUCCGCGGAGGACGCGAAGCUGCGCAAGGCGCACCACCUCGUCUGCUGGGGCCCCAACUGAGCUCCUUCUCUCCGCUUCAUGUCACCACCGGCACAUGAGCAUAUAUAAGUAGCUGAUGAAUGCCUGUGUCAAUGGUGUCGGGAUUAGUAACAAAAGGCUUGCUUUGCUGUUUCGCCGGAGAAAGCAGAGCCGUCAUUGUGUGCAGCGCCGGUGAACCGCUCCGGCCUCGGAGGAGUAGGACGGUUCAUCAACGCUGCACUCAAUGGCACCUUUGCGUCUCUUCCUCCUCUUCGUCUUCCCCAGUAGUAGUGUCUGGUUGCAUCUGGCUAGCUUAGCUUCCGUAGACGCAAGCAGGAAUCAUGGCUUUAGCUUUUGAGGCCGGGACAUCACCCAUUUUCUUUUGUAGUAGUAUGAUGAGGUGUGCGAGGCUAUUACGAUGGUUGUACUGCGGUGGAGAACUGACCGGCGUUGUUGUACUACAGAUCGUACUAUGCUUAUGUUGUGACUUGUGUCGA
Triticum aestivum (bread wheat) is the source of this 811-nucleotide messenger RNA. RefSeq lists its product as uncharacterized. Lineage: Eukaryota; Viridiplantae; Streptophyta; Magnoliopsida; Poales; Poaceae. The transcript has a single exon. The record is from RefSeq and is a predicted model, not a curated record. The coding region runs from base 84 to 356 and encodes 90 amino acids.